Messenger RNA from Apis cerana (Asiatic honeybee), 9634 nucleotides. RefSeq names its product no mechanoreceptor potential C (gene nompC). Gene Ontology annotation, cellular component: membrane. The record is from RefSeq and is a predicted model, not a curated record. Gene Ontology annotation, molecular function: protein binding; calcium channel activity. NCBI's taxonomy places the organism in Eukaryota, Metazoa, Arthropoda, Insecta, Hymenoptera, Apidae. Gene Ontology annotation, biological process: calcium ion transmembrane transport.
AUGAGCAGUAGCGGCAACAGUAAGAGGGGGGGGGCGAAGGACGAGAGGAAGAACGCCUCGAGCAAGGAGGAGAGUCCCGUGACGGGGAGAGAUCGGGACGAGGGAUCGGGGGGAGCGAGCGCGGAUGGCACGCCGCAGCCGGGCAGCAAGCCUGGGUCGGCGGGGGCGAGCAGGGAGGCCGUGCAGAAGCUUCUCGCGCUCGCCGCGCGCGGGGAAUGGGCGCCCGUGGACCAGCUGCUCAAAUCUUUGGAGAAGGCGGCCCAGAGCGCCGGCGAGGAUGGAGGGCCCCUUCUUCCUCUCGCCAGCGUCAUGGACCCGGUCGGUCGAGGAUCCUCUCCCCCUUCUUUUCUACGAGGCUUCCUCUUUAAUCUUGCUCUUUAUUUCCAGGCGACGGGGAUGACGCCGUUGAUGUACGCCGUGAAGGACAAUCGUACGGGAUUGCUCGACCGGAUGAUCGAACUGGGGGCGGACGUAGGCGCCAGAAAUAACGACAAUUACAAUGCUCUUCACGUCGCAGCUAUGUACUCGAGGGAGGACGUGGUUAAGCUACUCUUGUCGAAACGGAGCGUCGAUCCUUACGCGACCGGAGGACCGAGGCAACAGACGGCUAUACACUUGGUCGCGUCGAGACAGACGGGUACCGCGACCUCCAUUUUGAGGGCUUUGCUGGCCGCCGCCGGGCGGGACAUCAGGUUGAAAGUCGAUGGGAAAGGAAAGAUACCGUUGCUGUUGGCGGUGGAAGCUGGGAACCAAUCGAUGUGCAGGGAAUUGUUGGCCCAACAGGCGCCCGAUCAGCUACGCGCGACCACCGCGACCGGCGAUUCGGCGCUACAUCUCGCGGCCAGAAGAAGAGACAUCGACAUGGUGCGGAUAUUGGUGGAUUACGGGGGAACAGUGGACAUGCAAAACGGCGACGGGCAGACGGCGCUGCACAUAGCGAGCGCGGAAGGCGACGAGACACUCGUCAAGUAUUUUUACGGCGUGAGAGCGUCGGCCUCGAUCACCGACCAUCAGGAUCGCACGCCCAUGCAUCUGGCUGCGGAGAACGGGCACGCUUCCAUCAUCGAGCUGCUCGCCGACAAAUUCAAAGCGAGCAUAUUCGAAAGGACGAAGGACGGGUCGACGUUGAUGCACAUAGCGUCGUUGAACGGGCACUCGGAAUGCGCGACGAUGCUGUUCAAGAAGGGAGUGUACUUGCACAUGCCGAAUAAGCGAGGGGCCAGGUCUAUUCACACAGCCGCCAAAUACGGCCACGUCGGGAUCAUAAGCACUCUUCUGCAACGAGGGGAGAAGGUGGACGCGACCACGAACGACAAUUACACCGCGCUUCACAUAGCCGUGGAGAGCGCGAAACCCGCGGUUGUGGAGACGUUGUUGGGAUACGGGGCCGAGGUUCACGUUCGAGGUGGAAAGCUUCGAGAAACGCCUCUUCACAUAGCCGCCAGAGUGGCGGACGGUGACAGAUGCGCGCUCAUGUUGCUUAAAUCCGGUGCCGGCCCGAAUUUGACCACGGACGACGGCCAGACGCCGGUGCACGUGGCGGCCAGCCACGGAAACUUGGCCACGUUGUUGCUGCUCCUGGAGGACGGAGGUGAUCCGAUGUGCAAGUCGAAGAACGGGGAAACGCCGUUGCAUCUGGCCUGCAGAGGAUGCAAGGCGGACGUGGUCCGCCACUUGAUCCGAUUCGUGAAGGAGAGGAGGGGCGCGGAGACGGCCACCUCGUACGUCAACAGUUUGACGAACGAGGGCGCGAGCGGGCUGCAUUACGCGGCCCAGAUCGAGCCGUCCGAGGUCGGCACGGCCGGGGACGACAGGGCGGUCAUUCGCGCCCUCCUCGAGGGCGGGGCGGACGUCUCUCUGCAGACGAAGCAGGCCCAGGAGUCGGCUUUCCACCACUGCGCGCUGGCCGGGAACAACGAGAUCCUGUCCGAGAUGAUAAGCGGGAUGUCGGCGACCGAGGUCCAGAAGGCGUUGAACCGGCAGAGCGCGGUCGGCUGGACCCCGUUGCUGAUCGCCGCCCACCGCGGCCACAUGGAGCUCGUCACGACCCUGCUCGCCAACCACGCGAGAGUGGACGUGUUCGACCUCGAGGGGAGGUCCGCCCUGCACCUGGCAGCCGAGCACGGCUACCUUCAAGUGUGCGACGCGCUGCUCGCCAACAAGGCGUUCAUAAACUCCAAGUCGAGAGUCGGCAGGACGGCGCUGCACCUCGCGGCGAUGAACGGCUACUCCCACCUCGUCAAGUUCCUGGUCCAGGACCACGGGGCCGCGAUAGACGUGCUCACGCUGCGGAAACAGACCCCCCUUCACCUGGCGGCAGGGGCCGGCCAGUUGGAGGUGUGCAAGCUUCUGCUGGAGCUCGGCGCGAGCAUAGACGCGACCGACGACCAGGGCCAGAAGCCGAUCCACGCCGCUGCCAUGAACAACUACGCGGAGGUCGCCCAGCUCUUCCUCCAAAGGCACCCGAGUCUGGUGAUGGCGUGCACCAAGGACGGGAACACGUGCGCCCACAUAGCGGCGAUGCAGGGCAGCGUGCGGGUGAUCGAGGAGCUGAUGAAAUUCGACAGGCAGGGCGUGAUCUCGGCUAGGAACAAGUUGACCGAGGCGACCCCCCUUCAGUUGGCCGCGGAGGGGGGGCACGCGGAGGUGGUGAGGGCGCUGGUGAGGGCGGGCGCCUCCUGCGCCGACGAGAAUAGGGCCGGCUUCACCGCCGUCCACCUGGCGGCCCAGCACGGCCACGGCCAGGUCUUGGAAGUGAUGAGAUCCUCCCAGUCCCUCCGUAUAUCCAGCAAGAAGCUUGGCGUUACCGCCCUUCACGUAGCCGCGUACUUCGGCCAGGCUGAUACCGUGCGAGAAUUGCUGACCCACGUGCCCGGCACGGUCAAGUCCGACCCUCCGACCGGUGGCUCCCUCGUCGGAGAAUUGGGCAGCGAAUCUGGAAUGACGCCUCUUCACUUGGCCGCUUAUUCCGGCAACGAGAACGUGGUGCGGUUGCUGUUGAACUCGGCCGGUGUCCAGGUGGAGGCGGCUACCACGGAGAACGGUUUCAAUCCUUUGCACUUGGCCUGUUUCGGGGGCCACAUCACCGUGGUCGGUCUUCUGUUGAGCAGAUCGGCCGAGCUGUUGCACAGCUCCGACCGUUACGGCAAAACCGGGCUUCACAUAGCGGCGACGCACGGCCACUACCAAAUGGUGGAGGUGCUGCUCGGCCAGGGCGCUGAAAUAAACGCGACCGAUAAGAACGGGUGGACGCCGUUGCACUGCGCGGCGCGGGCCGGUUACCUGGACGUUGUGAAACUGUUGGUGGAGAGCGGGGCGUCGCCCAAGAGCGAAACCAAUCUCGGGAGCGCGCCGAUUUGGUUCGCCGCGUCCGAGGGCCACAACGACGUGCUCAAGUAUCUGAUGGAAAAGGAGCACGACACUUACGCCUUGAUGGAGGAUAAGAGGUUCGUCUACAACAUGAUGGUGUGCAGCAAGAACAACAACAACAAGCCGAUCGAGGAAUUCGUGCUGGUGUCCCCGGCGCCGGUCGACACGGCGGCCAAGCUUUCCAACAUCUACGUGAAACUGUCCGAGAAGGAGAAGGAGCGGGCCAAGGACUUGAUAGCCGCCGGCAAGCAGUGCGAAACGAUGGCGACGGAGCUGCUGGCUUUGGCGGCGGGGGCCGACUCGGCCGGGAGGAUUCUCACCUCGAUGGACCGUAGGAACGUGGAGUUCUUGGACGUGCUGAUCGAGAACGAGCAGAAGGAGGUGAUCGCGCACACGGUGGUGCAACGGUACCUCCAAGAGUUGUGGCAGGGCAGUCUGAAUUGGAACGCCUUCAGAACGAUCCUUCUGUUCGUCGCGUUCCUCGUCUGCCCCCCGGUCUGGGUCGUGUUCGCACUCCCUCUCGGCCACAAGUACAACAACGUCCCAAUUAUAAAGUUCAUGUCGUAUCUAACCUCUCACAUAUACCUGAUGGUCUUCCUUUUGCUGGUCGGUAUAAUUCCUAUAUACCCGGUGGUAAGGGCGAGCCUGUUGCCAUACUGGUACGAGUGGUGCCUCCUCGUCAUGCUGUCCGGAUUAUUGCUCUUCGAGCUGACCAACCCUAGCGACAAAAGUGGAUUAGGCUGGAUCAAACUGGCCGUGCUUCUGUUCGGGAUUUGCGGGGUGGCGUUCCAUCUGAUGGGUUUCGUAAUCGUCCACCGGCCCUAUUGGCCAACUUUACUUUACCUCAGGAAUCAACUGUUCGCCCUGAGCUUUCUCCUCGCCUGUGUGCAGAUCCUCGAUUUCCUCUCGUUUCAUCAUCUGUUCGGGCCGUGGGCUAUCAUCAUUGGUAACCUGAUGAAGGAUCUCGCGAGAUUUCUCGCCGUGCUGGCCAUCUUCGUGUUCGGUUUCUCGAUGCACUUUGUUGCACUGAACCAAGCCUUCGAGACCCAAUCGGAUGGCGGAAGGCGGAUGGAUGACAAAAAGAAAAAAGGCGUCUUCAACGACGAUAUAUUAGCAGAGAGAGAGAAAGGGAGAGAGAAAUAACCUCCUCGAAUUUUACCCUUUGUCUUCUAUCCCUCGAAUAUACGUGUAUAUAUAUAUAUAAAUAUACAUAUACAUAUAUAUAUAUAUAUAUAUAUGAUCGUGGCCAAAAAAAAAAAGAUAAAGAAAUAGCGGCGCGGUCGAUGGGACCGCGAACAUACGAACAUAACACACGAGUAACAACGGAAUAUAUUUCGAAAUCUCAACUCGAUAGGAAUAGGAUAGGAAUAGUCCUUGUCCUUCGCAGCAUCUCGAUGCAAUCAGAUAGAGAUGCGAAACCUGAGGGAAACUUGCUAUUAUAAUUAUAAAUUUAACGCUAUCUCUUCGAGAUACCUCGAUGCAGGCCCCCCUCCCUCCUGCCCCCCACCCCGAUGAUAAUUGAUAAUUUCAAGCACCGAAGAGUAAGACUGUUGAGAAAGAAUCGUAAAGAGUCGUUAUCCCGAAUAUGCACCAUCUAGAAAACGAUCUAUUUAGUUAUCUCGAGAUAAACGCAUAAUCGGAACAAUUGCAAUGAUAGAUUUGUUGGCCAAUGUUACGGAAUGGAUGAUGGAGACGCCAUCGACGGCGCCUCCUCGUCGCUACGGCCGCUACAAGAAAAAAGAAUGUUGUGACGAUAGCUCCCGAGAUAGUAAGUUUAUAUAAAGUCUGAAAUCUGAGAACGUUAACGAGAACCACCAAUUUAACGGAACGGAACGCGAAGUGAAUGGCAAUGACACGUGCACAACGGAAUGCAGGACACGAUUCUUCUUGGUGUCGUAUCGUCUGCAUUUGUGCGUUUGCCCGAUGUGUGUUGCCUGCUGGGUUUGCUGCCUGAUUCCAAUAUUUACUACAUAAAUAUUUGCAAGAGUCGCGAGAAAUAUCUCUCACCCCGCUCUAACCUGCGCUGCGAUUCGGCCUUGCGACCAAUAAUCCUUCCACUCGACACUCCUACUCUGUAUACACGCACACACACACACAUACACACACAUAUAUAUAUAUGUUCCUUUACGUUCCUCCUCUAUGAUGGUAUAAACGCCACACGCAUUUCCGACGGAUAGAAAAAGAAAAAACAAAACUCGAUGCCAAAAAUCCCAAAUUUAUCCGGUCUCGAGUCCGAAUCGCAGCUAACUCGGUGUCUACUGCUUGAUCUCGAUCUCGAGAUUUCGGCCGAGUGUAGGUUGGCGACCACCGCCGGCUUCUUUCUUAUAUAUGUCACGGAGGCGCCAAUCGAGCGCGCGUUUCUCCACUAGCCUCUAUCUUGUGCAUCGUAUGUGCAUCUCUAUAAACAAACAAGAGCAAUGUUGUCUUUCUCGUUCGCUGUUAUCGAGUCUUGCGCAAUGCGUGUUUUGUGUGUCACUACAAUGAUCGGCCGAGUCGAAUUACUCGACCGAUAAAACAGUCGGGCUCAGUCCACGUUCACCCGUUUUUUAUCCCUCCAUCUUUCUCGCGAUUUCGUCCAGCCUCGGAUUCGACCAUCGUAUGUGCAUCUCGACUUUCCACUCCUUCUCGAACAAGCAUCCUCUUCUUAUCCAUCGAAUCCUUGAUUUUUUCGUUUGAAGUUGCGGUUGCUUUGCGUGUACUUUCCUCGUGAUAUCUUAGGGAACGUCUCUGUGAAACUCCCAGUCUUUUCCCUUGCAUGCGCACGGUAAAUAGUUCUCUUUCUACGUACGUGUUCGCUCGUGCGAUUACAUCGCCUUGCGGUUUCAUUUUGAAUGCUCGAAACAAAGGACGGAGAGUUAGAGAGUGCGAAAGUAUAUGUAUGCGUGUAUAUAUGAGAGAGAGAGAGAGAGAAUAGGGAGAAAGAAAAGAGAAAAAAAAAACGAUCGUCCUCUGCAUGCCGCAUCUCAUCGUCCAAAACAAACGAAUCAAUUGUGAACUCCGUGAGUUCGAAGAGAAGUGGGUAGAGAGAAGAACACGCGGGGAUUCCACGCAAUCGGAUGAUCGAUAAUAAUAAGUCAUACUUGGCUUUGUAGAUCCUCGUUGAGUUUGUUUUGAACGUAAAAGUAAAAAAAAAAAAAAAAAAAUGAAAGGAAUAGAAACGACAUUAAUAUAAUAUCGAUGAUAAUGAUAAUAAUAAUUAAUAAGAAAAUGCAUCACCCUGAUUUAAACGACAUCGAAAAAUCACACGACGUGGAUCGAAGCUCACGUGGAACGUCCGGCAUGCAUUCAACGUUAUCGCAAGCAUGGCCAGUCUGUAUUAGCAUGAGCAUGUUCGUACAUUCAUCGUUCGUUCGAUCGUUCGUUCGUUCUAAUGUACGUAUGAUAUAUAUAUCACACCCGCAUCCAUACAUAGCGAGUCCACCAGUAGCCAGCCUAACGGCACGAAGCAGCAGUCACAAGAGAAAAGAGUAUAAGAAAGAGAAAUCAAGAAACGUGUGUGCCUCGAAUUCCAGUAAAGAUGAAUCCUGUACUCGCCUUCGAAUAUCUGUUCUUCGCCGUCUUUGGUCAAACAACCCACGGCGAGCUGAAGGUCGAGACUAAUCAGCCGCAGUGGACCUCGGUCCUGUUCAAGUUGGCCUUUGGUGUAUACAUGUUGGUCUCAGUAGUCGUAUUAAUUAAUCUACUGAUUGCCAUGAUGAGUGACACCUACCAGCGGAUACAGGCCCAAUCGGAUAUUGAAUGGAAAUACGGGCUCAGUAAACUGAUCCGAAAUAUGCACAGGUAAGCCGGCAAAUGUGUAUCGAAUCGAAUUAAACAGACGAAUCGGAUCUCUUUGUCGAAAUUUAUAUAUAUAUAUGUAUUUCGACUAUUUUCUUACCGUUAAGAGAAUGAAAAGAAUGUCUUGCUACUUCAUCUUCCAUCUACUUUUCAUUGUUGUCAUUGAAUGGCUUUCGCGCCGCAUAUAUUUCUCCUCAUCGUGUAGUUGUUCUUCAUAAAAUAGAUCUACGGGAUAGGUUGGACACGCGAUUCCGUGUUGCAGAACGACCACCGCUCCAUCGCCCCUUAACUUGCUCACUACUUGGAUCGUGUACUUCAUCAAGGUGUGCAAACAACACGCCGCGAAACGAAAACGUCCCUCGUUAGUGCAUAUGAUGGGACUUCAGCGAGCUGCUCGUCUUUCGCCUAGAUCGAAGAUGGGCGCGAAAUGGUUGGCGAAAGUGAAGAAAGGUCAAGUUAGACCGAAGGACAGUGUAACUUUGUCUGUUGUACAUUUGAGUCCUCUUGGUAGUCAACUGUCGUUCAAUAGCGCCACCAGAAUAGAGAAUGUGGUUGACUGGGACUCGAUCCGUAAAAAGUAUUUAGCUUUGGCCGGAAAUGAGCCUGAAAAAGAAGCAGACAAGGAUGGUAAAAACGAAGACGAGGAGAACGAGGAUGAAAAUAUACCUAUGGUUUCUAACUCUUCCACGAUACCAACGACUACAACGCCACCUGUUUAAAAGAAGUUGCUCCUUCGCCUCGGAGAUAUAAAUAUAAAAAAGUUCGACCAAUUAUUAUCAAAUUUCAUUUUAGAUUUAUCGAGUGCGACAUGAUGCAUAAGUAUUCUUAUCGCGCUGAAUGUCGUAGUGAAAAUAAUUUUUAAGCGGAAAUAUUUAUUUUAGAUAAAUGUUUCGUAAUUAGAGUCGUAACAUUUGAAGGUUAAUUAAUUCGCGAGAUACGAAAAAGCUCGUGUCGUUUUGGAAUUUACGUAAGUAAUCUCACGAAUAUGAAAUAGAAAAAUACGAUUGUCAUAUCGUCUGUUCAUAAACAUUUGACAACAUGAUUAUUUACUUUUGGAUUGUACUAGAACUUCGCAUGGUUCUCUGCUAAAAUGCUAGGAUUUUUAAUUCGUCCAAAAUAAUCUGGUUGAUCCUUAAAAAUGUAUUCCUUAUUUUUUCUUUAUGAUCCUGAAAUAACGUGUUCUUUACGAACUAUUAUUUAAUCACAGUGAUACUAUGAUAAGUGUUAAACAUUGAGGACAACAAAAACACAUACGUAUCUACACAUAAAUACAUACAUUCGUAACAUCUACGCACAUAUAGACAGAUUGAAGAAUACAUCGCGAUACAUGGAAUUUUCACAAAACGUAUCGUUACCACGUAUUUCCAGUCAGGAUGAGUCCCGUAUUGGCCGUUGAGUUAUUGUUCUUCGCCAUCUUCGGUCAGACGACCCACGAACAAUUCAAGGUUGAAAUAACGCAGCCCGAAUGGACCAAAGUUCUCUUCAAGCUCACCUUCGGUAUUUAUAUGCUGGUUUCGGUGGUUGUGCUGAUUAAUCUUCUAAUUGCCAUGAUGAGUGAUACUUACCAAAGGAUACAAGCUCAGUCCGACAUCGAAUGGAAAUACGGAUUGAGUAAGCUCGUUAGAAAUAUGCACAGGUAAGGAUUUAUAAUUGUUGCUCAUUGGUAAAAAAAAUGCCGGAAUCUUCCAUAAUGUAUCUUUCGAGAAUUAAAAUUGAAAUAGAAUCGGUAUCGAUUUAUCGAUACUGCAACGUUGCAUGUCCGCGCAGGCUAAUUCGUUCGGUCGAUUGCGAAAAUUCUAAUUGAUUUGAGCUACGUUUAUCGAUGCGUAGGACAAAUACGGCGCCAUCACCGUUGAAUCUUCUUACCACCUGGAUGACAUAUUUGUUCAAACACUGCAAAAAACGCGCUGCGAAAAAACAACGACCUUCCCUUGUCCGCUUGAUGCAAAGAACUGACGCUCUUUCACCACGCUCCAAAAUGGCCACCAAAUGGUUAUCCAAAGUAAAAAAGACUCAAGCGGCUCAUAAAGAAAGUAUCGCCUUGUCGAUUGUUCAAUUAAGUCCUCUUGGCAGUCAAUUAUCGUUUAGUAAUGCUGUCAGAAUCGAUAACGUUGUCGAUUGGGAAGCGGUUCGACGAAAGUAUCGAGAUCUUUAUGGUGAAAAGAUCGAAAAACAUGCUGAAGAAUCGAAAGAUAUUAUCGAACACGACCCCCUACCGGCUGUUUUGGAAAGUUCAUUGGCCGGUGUUCCCAUUGGAAACCAAGCUGUAUCUACUUCUGUUUCUUGAAUCGAUUAUUCGAUUUUUCACAAUCGAUAUAUUGAUUAGAAAAUUGAUCUGUUUGAACAUAUUCUAUCUAAUUGAAUAUAUUCUUCUGAUAUUAAAUUAUUAAAAUAAAACGUACGAAUUUAUCAUUUUCCAAUAUAAAUGUACAAUCUUGCAUCUUGCAUUUGAUCUUUCUUGAAAUAAACAUCAGAGAUGACCGGAUCA